Equus caballus (horse) is the source of this 1056-nucleotide messenger RNA. It is a transcript of the gene IL32, whose product is annotated as interleukin 32. The record is from RefSeq and is a predicted model, not a curated record. Gene Ontology annotation, biological process: immune response. Lineage: Eukaryota; Metazoa; Chordata; Mammalia; Perissodactyla; Equidae.
CUGCACCUCCCUCUGCACCACAAACCUCAGCUGUGGCUCUGUGCUGAGAGGCCCUUGGGGCAGUGAGUGACUCAGAGGAGGCCGAGGGAGGGAGCUGGACAAAGGGACUUUCCUGGGCGUGAGAGAGGCUGCUUCUCUGAAACACUUUUCCUCACAACUGUCCUCCCCGCAGGGCACAGCCCCUGGAAUCCUGAGCUGCCAUGGGCUACCCCAAGACGUCCAGAGAAGACAAUGAACGUUGGAAGAUCCGAUUUCACAGCACUUUAGACCGGUGGCUUGAUGAUAUCGAAGUUCAAUCCCAAGGAGAGGAACAGGUGUGUCAGUGUGCUCCCACGCCCUGCUCCCGUAACCUCGGGGGUCGGGUGGUCACGAUGACGAUGAGGAGGAAGAACGUGCCACCUCAGGUCGAUUUAGGCCUAGAAGACCUGGAGGAAAAAUUCAGUGAAAACAUUCUUGACGCCGUGGAGGAGCACCAUCAGAAGAACAACUCAAGACACCCUCCUCCUUCGCUGAAGCCAUCAGGGGCUUUGUGGCCCCAUCACCCCCUGAGGUCACCAUCAUUGUCAGCCGGGACAACCCUCCCAGCUCAUCUCCCAGCUCUCGCCUGUUUCGAGCUACUUCCAUCCAGCAGCCAAGGCCUUGAGGAUUUCCUUGUCAAAGAUGAAGAACUCCCUGCCUGAAAUCCUCCCCAUUCCCACUGUGAAUAAACCCCGCCCCUGGGCUCUAAGGCCCCCUCUGCAUCUGAUACCGACCCUGAUAUCAGUUGCCCCACAUUAAACCCAGCAUAUAUGGGGUUAAAACCAAAACACUCAUUCCCUGUUUACUCUCUGGCUUCCUGGCUCCAGAAUCCACUAUCCUCCGUGGAGACCUACAUGGCCAAGGACAAGCACCUGGAUUAUCUCCUCCCCGCAAAGAGAUAUAGGCUAGUGGGGAAGCUGCUGAUCAGCAAGGUCGUGGGCUCCCUCCUCUCUGCAAGUAGUCUCAAGGCCACAGAUGGGCUGGUGGGAAAGCUCCGACCAGCAAGGCCAUAUGCACCCCCUCCCCUACCUAAAACCC